GCUCAUCGUUUAGUCAGACCAAGCUGCAAGGAUACCGCUGAAGACCUAAAGAUCAGAAAGGACAUUUUUAUUGAGGUUCAGUUUUUGGGUGGGAGACACAGUUGUGUGUUUUUCAACCAGUUUUAAUGGUGCGUAAAGGGAUGCUCUGAUUCGGGUCUCUGGAGCUCUCAACUGUAGUCAAGGAAGCAGUGAAAGGCGUUUUAGUUUUGUUUCAAAACGAAUAUUUUGUGACAGAAGGGUUCUUUCGCAGUAUGUCACUGGAAUACGCCAUUCUUGUUCACUAAAUGGACUAUUGAAUACCUGUUACUUAUUUGGUUAUAUAUUUUCAACAAUACGUUGUUUUUUUGUCAUAUGUCUAACAAUUAAAAUAGAUUACCUGUGAAAUAUCACAACUUUGUUACUCAAAUCAGACAGUCGCGUUAAUAACGGUCAAUACGAGAUAAAAAGCUGUUAUCUCAUGUUUUUGUUGUCGUUUCCCGCAGUGCAAACUAGGCAUUUUUCGUAUUUUAUCAACUGAUUAGGUAGGCGAACUUGUUGCAAUUUCCUUAGCGCUCAGGUAGUGCGCCAGUGCAACAUUCUAACAGCAAAUACAUUGGUAUUCUGGACAACAUGAGAAUACAAGUUUAAAAACAAGUUUACAUGACGUGUAACUGCACUGAUUUAUUGUUAUAUAAAUGGACUAUUUGCGGCAGUGCGUUGCCCAUAACAUCUGAAGGGUCGAUUCGAUUCGCGAGGUGUUGAAUAGGCUACACCAGAAUACUGCAACAAGUAAACAUUACUUGUAAUCUAGUCAUCUUCGACACCUUUGGGCGAAGUGCUGUGAAGUGUGCUGUGUGGUCUUACCGAAGCGCACAUUGAGCCCCUACGUCCAAGUGCUUUUUAGCUAUCAAUUUAGAGCGACCACAGGCACAGCUGCAGCAGCAAGUGUCACAGCGAGGACUGAACAACUCUAUCACCAAAAUGACGAACGGACCAAGGCAACGGGGCAGCGCAGCCGCAUCUGGCGGGGAUGCUGUCUCCGAGUCCGGGAAGGAGUCAGGAGGGGUGGCUCUGAAGAAAGAGAUCGGCCUUGUGAGCGCCUGCGGAAUUAUUGUUGGUAACAUCAUCGGGUCGGGGAUAUUCGUCAGCCCUAAGGGUGUGAUGGAGAACGCCAGUUCGGUGGGUCUGGCUCUGAUCGUGUGGAUCGUCACCGGCAUCAUCACGGCCAUCGGGGCGCUGUGCUACGCCGAGCUGGGUGUCACCAUCCCCAAGUCAGGGGGAGACUACGCAUACGUCAAGGACAUCUUCGGAGGACUGGCAGGGUUCCUGCGUCUGUGGAUCGCUGUGCUGGUGAUCUACCCCACCAACCAGGCGGUGAUCGCCCUCACCUUCUCCAACUACGUCCUACAGCCCCUCUUCCCAACCUGCUUCCCCCCGGAGAACGGACUGCGCCUGCUGGCCGGCGUCUGCCUACUGUUGUUGACGUGGGUGAACUGCUCCAGUGUGCGAUGGGCCACCAGAGUCCAGGACAUCUUCACAGCCGGCAAGCUGCUGGCCCUGGCUCUCAUCAUUAUCAUGGGCAUCGUGCAGAUCUGCAAGGGAGAGUACUAUUGGCUGGAGCCAGCAAAUGCCUUCGAGCCCUUCCAGGAGUACGACGUGGGACUCAUAGCCCUGGCCUUUCUACAAGGCUCCUUCGCCUACGGGGGAUGGAACUUCCUCAACUACGUCACUGAGGAGCUGGUCGACCCCUAUGUGAAUCUUCCUCGCGCCAUCUUCAUCUCCAUUCCCUUGGUGACGUUCGUCUACGUAUUCGCUAACAUCGCCUACGUCACUGCCAUGAGUCCUCAGGAGCUGCUGGCCUCCAACGCUGUUGCCGUGACUUUUGGUGAAAAGCUGCUGGGAGUGAUGUCAUGGAUCAUGCCCAUCUCUGUAGCUCUGUCCACCUUCGGAGGGGUUAACGGAUCCCUCUUCACCUCCUCACGGUUGUUCUUUGCUGGAGCCAGAGAGGGCCACCUCCCCAGUCUUCUGGCUAUGAUCCAUGUGAAGCGCUGCACCCCCAUCCCUGCUCUGCUCUUCACUUGUCUGUCCACCCUGCUGAUGCUGUGCACCAGUGACAUGUACACCCUCAUCAACUACGUGGGCUUUAUCAACUACCUCUUCUACGGGGUCACUGUUGCCGGGCAGAUUGUGCUGCGCAUCAAGCAACCCGACAUGCACCGACCAAUCAGGAUCAGUCUGGCAUGGCCUGUGAUCUAUCUGUUGUUCUGGGCCUUCCUGCUCAUCUUCUCCCUGUACUCUGAGCCUGUGGUGUGUGGCCUCGGUAUGGCUAUCAUGUUGACUGGAGUACCUGUCUACUUCCUGGGUGUCUACUGGGACAACAAGCCCGCGUGCUUCAACACCUUCGUUGCCAAGAUGACCUACCUGGGCCAGAAGUUCUGUGUGGUGGUGUAUCCAGGGGAGACGAAGGGAGGCGAGGAGGCAGGGAGCGGGGAGGAGUGCGAGCAGCUGAAGGAGUCGCGGGCUCCUCUCUCGCAGGAGGACGGCGAGACACAAAAGUCUGCAGACUGCUGAACACACUCCUUGAAUAACCCCCCAACACCCAACGCCUCACCAUACACACACAGACACACACACACACGCAGAGAAACACACUCUCAUUGAGGUAGUCAAAGUUUCAGGUAUAUCCCUAUGGCAGAGGGGAGUUAACACCCACACACUCACAGACUUGGAAACAUUCAGUGACACACACUGUUAUUUGAAUGUGUUCAGAAGUCUGAUUGUAGCUUUGUUUCAAUCACGAAUGCUGUGCCAAAUAGAGAAACGGAGGAGAUGGAGGUGGGAGGGGGUGGGAGGAGGUGGGAAGGAGGAGGAGAUAAACGUUUAGUGGAGAGGGGAGAUUAUAGAACUAUAUCUGGUCAUCACAUGUUAGUGUGCCUCCUUUCGAUGCUGCUUACUGUAGAAGACAUAUCCAACCUGACAUCCUCACAGAUACACACCUCUUCAUUCCCUCGUUUUUUCUUUUUUUUACCCACUUGACAAUAAUAAGGAUUCCUCUUUCUCUUCCACCUCCUCUUCUUUUUCAUCUUCCUCCUCUUCCUCCACACACUCCCUGCACACUUCAUGAGUGAGAGAGCGGCGCCCAUUUUAAAGUACUCGUAAUGUACUGUGGCAGAUUCAUCAUCAAUAUUGCUUGUGUCAGUUUGCAUUUCUGUUUUGACACCUUUUGAAUUUGCCUUGUCUUACUGAAAACACACCAAAGCUGGAUUUUUUUGAUCGUCAAAAACAUCAAAUUAAUAUCAAUUCAUUUCAUGUUCAAUGUCAAAUACACUAAAUACUGUCUGUGUUUUUAAAUUUUAACAACUGUGAUUCCAAAAUGUAUUUUAUAUCUGUGAUAAUUGUUUAUAUCAUGUGUCAUUGUUAUUAUUUUAGUUUUAUUAUGUUAGUUUUAGUUUGUGUUUUUUUCCUAUUCUACAUCAUGCAACAGCGGAGGUAUACAUUUAAGAGCCUAUGGGGUUCAGUGCCAGUCAGAUCCUUGCCUGGUACUCUUUUAUCGCUCUAAUUCUGAUAUAUUCUGUACUUAGGUAUUGGUCUAUUUUUCUUAUCAUUGAUGUUGACAGAUUAUUUUAUUCUGAUAUUUGUAAAGAGCUAAGAAAACAUUUAAUGGAAAAGAAUGGUGUGGCCAUUUUGAAUAUUCCACUUUGACUCAGUGACUUCAUUUUACUGGACACCUGAGAAGGAUUUCAUUAAAGACAGACAAUCAACUCUACAGACGGACCGCCUGCUCCAUGAAAGACUAGCAGUACAGACUGACUACAGUGCUAAACCUUUACAGAUACUAACAAACAGAGAAGUCUUGAAAAAUAUAAGGGUAGGCUAGCAGACUCUGAAGAGCAUUUUGAGUAGGGUUCUCCGCAAUAUUGACCAGACAUGCACAAACUCACAUGCACACAAACACACGUGAACCUCCGCGGAGAGAAUUGACACAAGUUUAAUCAUGUGUAGCUAAGCGUACUGUAAUGUUGUGAAUGAGGCCAACCAGUAGUGUUCCUGUGUUUUAAUGUCAAUGUCUAUCAUGAGGUUAAUUCAGUAUUUUUGUAAAUUAAAACAGAUCUAUAAAUCCACUCUA
This is a messenger RNA of Oncorhynchus gorbuscha (pink salmon), 4105 nucleotides long. RefSeq names its product large neutral amino acids transporter small subunit 2-like. The transcript is spliced from 11 exons. Gene Ontology annotation, biological process: neutral amino acid transport; amino acid transmembrane transport. Gene Ontology annotation, cellular component: membrane. Lineage: Eukaryota; Metazoa; Chordata; Actinopteri; Salmoniformes; Salmonidae. The coding region runs from base 961 to 2550 and encodes 529 amino acids. Gene Ontology annotation, molecular function: neutral L-amino acid transmembrane transporter activity; L-amino acid transmembrane transporter activity. The record is from RefSeq and is a predicted model, not a curated record.